AUCUUCCUCCUGGACUGCCAUUCACUCUUCGUAACAGCAGGCAAUUCUUGAGGGUAUUUUGCAGUUUUGGUACUUGGAAGGAGCAAUGCAUCAGUUUUGGUAGUUUGGGGUACAAAGCGUAAAACACCUACUAGUUGGAGGUUGAAGCCAAAAUAAAAAACGUGAUGGUCAAAGCAUACGCACAAGAGUACAUUUACAAGCACCCAUGGGAGCGGGUAACUUCUGCAUCUUAUCGCAAGUUUACUGACCAUGAGAACAGGCACAUAUUGACCCAUAUCCUUGAAGUUGACACGUUAAGCUGUAAGGUUGACCCUAUAUCUAAGAAGCUUUACACCGCUCGUGCAGUCACUGCCCAUUUUCCUGGACCAUGGUUCAUACGCAAAAUUGUCGGUCAGGAUGUCUGUCACUGUAUUGAAACAACAAUCGUCGAUGCCAAAUCGCGGUCGAUGCAACUCACUUCCCGAAAUGUCAGUCUUCAGAAGUUCAUUGAAGUGGAGGAAAAGAUCCAAUAUGAACCCCACCCAGAUAAUCCAAAAAUAUGGACAACUUGCAGGCAGGAGACUAAUAUUCAUAUAAAGCCAUUACCAGCACUGGCAUCAAUUGCGGAGAAGGCAGAGCAACGAUCUGCAGAGAAGUUUGUGAAGUAUAGUGCUACGGGUAGAGAGGUUAUGGAGAGGAUCUGUAGAUAUCUUGAAGCUGAAUCUGCACAGAUUGCUCUCUAAUCCAAAUCCGAAGUUCCGAACCUCGAAGCUAAAAUCCUCUUCUUAACUUUAUCUCUUAAGAAGUGAGAAACAUGUGGAUGUGAUUAAAAUUAACAUCUUUAUUCUUUAAAUCCUAAUGAUUAAAGGAUUUUAUGCCA
Molecule: messenger RNA, 859 nt
Organism: Juglans microcarpa x Juglans regia
Lineage: Eukaryota; Viridiplantae; Streptophyta; Magnoliopsida; Fagales; Juglandaceae
Product: PRELI domain containing protein 3B-like
Exons: 3
Coding region: 165-722 (185 amino acids)
Biological process (GO): phospholipid transport
Cellular component (GO): mitochondrial intermembrane space
Molecular function (GO): phosphatidic acid transfer activity
Source: RefSeq, a predicted model, not a curated record